This is a messenger RNA of Bombyx mandarina (wild silkworm), 1528 nucleotides long. RefSeq lists its product as uncharacterized. NCBI's taxonomy places the organism in Eukaryota, Metazoa, Arthropoda, Insecta, Lepidoptera, Bombycidae. The record is from RefSeq and is a predicted model, not a curated record. Gene Ontology annotation, molecular function: acyltransferase activity, transferring groups other than amino-acyl groups.
UUAUGUGUAUUAACUGUGAAUUAGGUGCCGUUUAAAUAAAUGUCAUUUAUGCUAAAUGCAAUUGUUUAAUGUAAUCAAUAUAUAAUACCCAAUACGUGUUGAAUAUCUGGUUGUAACAUGAGUUGCAUGUAAAAGUGAUACUUAAUGUCGGAGUGCGUAGUGCUUGUGCGGCAGGCUCGCCCCGAAGAUCAGGAUGCCCGGGUCACCCUAGUUCGGCUAGGCCUUGCUGAAUACAAUUUUCCAGCUUUCCUCUAUUUUUUUUUGCAGGAAGUGAUGCUGCAAUUUGUCUUGCUGUGCUGUGCGGUGCUGUUUAUAUUCUUCAGUACUCCAUUGUGGAUAUGUGUGCUACCAGGUCCUGCACUUGCCAUUGUGACAUAUAUCGGCUGCACCUGUGUGCACAUUGAACUUGGUCACAAACAUAAGCGGAAGGUGCGCGACGAGUGGGUCGGGUUCGUGGCGGAGCUCCGCGGGCCGCUGGUGCACGAGCCGCACGGGGUCAUGCCGUACGUCGUCAGCGAGCUGGACGCGGACUUCGCGCCCGUCACCCCCACGCGCAUCCUCGGCACCGUGAGCCUGUCCGCGCUGUGGGGGCCGGCGGACGGGCUGUGGCUGCACGACCUCACCGUGCACCCGCAGUGGCGCGGGCGCGGGCUGGGCGGGGCGCUGCUGCAGGCCAGCUGGCAGUGGGCGCUGCGCGGCUCGGGGCUGGCGGAGGGCGCCAUGGUGGAGGCGCUGGUGAGCCGGCUGCAGGGCUCGGCGGCCGCGCUGCUGCACGAGCAGGGCUGGCAGACGCGCGGCUCGUACCGGCGGCCGGCGGGCGCGGGGACGGCGCUGCCGGUGCUGCGACUGUCGCGCAUCCUGGAGGCCACCUGAACUCUCAUCUCGACUUGUAUCCGUUACUCACUAUAUUUUACAUAAUGUAUACCAAAAAAUGUUACGUAUUUCAUUUGAAAUGUUAUAUAAUGUGUAUACUAUGUAAGUAGGCUAUUAAGUGUUUUAGAGCUCAGUUAAUCUAGCCUACGCGCCGCAAUCCUGCCAGCCCGGGAGGCGGCAGUGACCUACAGUAAUUAAACAAAAUAGAAGCACCUAAUUGAACAUUUCCAAUGUUUACUGAGGCUGACAGUCUACACUCAAUAUAGCACAACAACAACAAUGACAAACGUACGAUCAAAGAUAAAACAAAAGAACUCUUAAAGGUCAGUGUGUUCUGCACACACAACUUUACAAGUUGGAUGGCGCUAAUCGCGUUGUGCUGUGUAUGAUCUAAUAACCACCACAAAAAAGAAAUAAAAUGAAUUUGAUUGCAUUGGUUGUCAUAUUGAGAUGUUUAAAUGAUUUUGCAAACAUGGUGAUGUUACGACAGCCGAUUAUUUAACAAUUUCUUCACUGAAAUUCGCAAUAACUUUGUUCUUCCAUCUACGAAUUGUUUGUUUAUGAAUUUUUGGUGAUUAGGAUUACAUUAACUUUCAUGAGGUAAAGUAGCGAACCAAAAACUGUAAUAUUGUAGACAUUAAAAUGUGAAACAAAA